Danio rerio (zebrafish) is the source of this 1894-nucleotide messenger RNA. The record is from RefSeq and is a predicted model, not a curated record. Lineage: Eukaryota; Metazoa; Chordata; Actinopteri; Cypriniformes; Danionidae.
UUGCUCCGCGCGCUGCCGCUGAGUUCCCGGAAGUGACGCAUGCGCUGAUUUGUGUUUGUUUUCCUGACAGUCGCGGCCGUGUUGCGCAUCAAACUGCCAGAAAUCAGCGAGACCCGCAGAGUACGCAUACACAGGCACCGUCUUCAUCUCACAGGAAACGGUGGAGUCUCUACUUCCUGCCGCCAACCUGCUGCAGGUGAAGCUGGUGCUGAAGGAGUGCUGCAGUUUCCUGGAGAGUCAGCUGGACGCCGGAAACUGUAUCGGCAUCUCCCGCUUCGCCGAGACCUACGGCUGCCACGACCUGUGCCUCGCCGCCAGCAAGUUCAUCUGCCAGCACUUCGAGGAGGUGUGCCAGACGGAGGAGUUCUUCGAGCUGACGCGCGCCGAGCUGGACGACAUCGUGUCGAACGACUGCCUGAACGUGCUGACGGAGGAGAGCGUCUUCUACGCGCUGGAGUCCUGGAUAAAGUACGACGUGUCGGAGCGGCAGCAGCACCUGGCUCAGCUCCUGCACUGCGUCCGGCUGCCGUUGCUGAGCGUCAAGUUCCUGACGCGACUCUACGAGGCCAAUCACCUGAUCCGGGACGACCACGCCUGCAAACACCUGCUCAACGAGGCGCUCAAGUACCACUUCAUGCCUGAACACCGGCUCUCCUACCAGACCGUCCUGUCCACACGGCCCCGCUGCGCUCCCAAAGUACUGCUCGCUGUGGGGGGGAAAGCAGGACUGUUCGCCACACUGGAGAGUAUGGAGAUGUACUUCCCGCAGACGGACUCGUGGUUGGGUCUGGCUCCUCUGCCUGUACCGCGGUAUGAGUUUGGGGUGGCAGUGCUGGAGCAGCAGGUGUAUGUGCUGGGGGGUAUUGCCACACACAUGCGGCAGGGAAUCAGCUACCGGCGACACGAGAGCAGUGUGGAGCGCUGGCACCCCGACACCAACACCUGGAGCUCGGAGCGCCGCAUGGCCGAGUCGCGCAGCACACUGGGGGUGGUGGUGCUGGCCGGAGAACUGUACGCGCUGGGUGGAUACGACGGACAGUAUUACCUGCAGUCUGUGGAGAAAUACCUGCCCAAGCUGAAGGAGUGGCAGCCUGUCGCCCCCAUGACCAAAUCACGCAGCUGCUUCGCCACCGCCGUGCUGGACGGCAUGAUCUACGCCAUCGGCGGAUACGGACCCGCACACAUGAACAGUGUGGAGAGGUACGACCCCAGCAAAGACUCCUGGGAUAUGGUGGCACCGAUGGCGGAUAAACGCAUCAACUUUGGCGUGGGUGUGAUGCUGGGCUUCAUCUUCGUGGUGGGAGGACACAACGGCGUCUCGCAUUUAUCCAGCAUCGAGAGAUAUGACCCCUACCAGAACCAGUGGACGGCCUGCAGACCCAUGAACGAGCCACGCACAGGCGUGGGCUCAGCGGUGGUGGAUAAUCUGCUGUAUGUGGUGGGGGGUCACUCGGGCUCCUCGUACCUGAACGCAGUGCAGCGUUACGACCCGCUGACGGACGGCUGGAUCGACGCCUCCGGCAUGAUGUACUGCCGCUGUAACUUUGGCCUCACGGCUCUUUGACCCUGGGCCCCGCGGACCCCGCGCUGACUCUCUGACGAGUGUGUGUGUGUGUGUGCGCGCUCCGCCUGGACGCGGAUGCGGACGCAGAGCCAUCACUGAACACACUCUGAACUGCGGCACACAGAGCUCUGCUGCUCCCCUUUACACACACCGCACAGACCAGGACACACACAGGUGUGUGUGUGUGUGUGAGACGCAUGUGUUCUGCAGGAGGAGCCACGACUCGGCACAAGGGCUGCCUUCUGUCCUCUCCAUACUGUGUGUGUGUGUGUGUGUGUGUGUGUGUAUGUGUAUGUGUAUGUGUAUGUGUAUGUGUAUGUGUAUGUGUAU